GUGUGUGUGUGUGUGUCUGUCCUCCAGGCUGCUGACCAGGAUGGCCGCUGAGGAGCGGCACAUGACGUCCAGCUGUGGCUCCUACAUUAAGACUGAGCCCUCCAGUCCGUCGUCUCUGGUGGACACGGCGAGCCACCCCAGUCCCGGCGCGCACUCGGACGCUAGCGGCGGCUACGCCAGCGCCAUCAACAGCCACUCCAACGGCCUGGACUCUCCGCCCAUGUUCACGGCGGGCGGGCCGCUGGGCGCGGGGGGGAGCGCCUGCCGAAAGCGCUACGAGGACUGUUCUAGCUCGCUGCUCGACGACCCCGCCUCCAUCAAGUGCGAGUACAUGCUCAACUCCAUCCCUAAACGCCUGUGCCUGGUGUGCGGAGACAUCGCGUCCGGGUAUCACUACGGCGUGGCCUCCUGCGAAGCCUGCAAGGCCUUCUUCAAGAGAACAAUACAAGGUAACAUCGAGUACAGCUGUCCGGCCACCAAUGAGUGCGAGAUCACCAAGCGGAGACGCAAGUCGUGUCAGGCGUGCCGCUUCAUGAAGUGUCUGAAAGUGGGCAUGCUGAAGGAAGGUGUUCGGCUAGACCGCGUACGAGGAGGACGACAGAAAUACAAGAGGAGAAUGGAUGCAGAAAACACAGCUUACCUGGGGCUCACACUGCCACCGCCAGCCAAAAAACCACUGACGAAGAUCGUGUCUCAUCUGCUGGUGGCGGAGCCGGAGAAGAUCUACGCCAUGCCGGACCCGAGUCUCCCUGAGAGCGACAUCAAGGCCCUGACCACCCUGUGUGACCUGGCCGACCGCGAGCUCGUGGUCAUCAUCGGCUGGGCCAAACACAUCCCGGGUUUCUCCAGCCUGUCUCUCGGAGACCAGAUGAGUCUAUUGCAGAGCGCCUGGAUGGAGAUCCUGAUCCUCAGCAUCGUGUUCCGCUCGCUGCCCUACGAGGACGAGCUGGUGUACGCGGAGGACUACGUGAUGGACGAGGAGCACUCGCGGCUCACGGGUCUGCUGGACCUGUACCUGUCCAUCCUGCAGCUCGUGCGCAGGUACAAGAAGCUGAAGGUGGAGAAGGAGGAGUUCGUCACGCUCAAGGCCAUCGCACUCGCCAACUCAGACUCGAUGCACAUAGAGGACGUGGAGUCGGUGCAGAAGCUCCAGGACGCUCUUCAUGAAGCCCUGCAGGACUACGAGAGCUGCCAGCACACAGAGGACCCUCGGCGGGCCGGCAAGCUGCUCAUGACCCUGCCUCUGCUCCGGCAGACGGCCACCAAGGCCAUCCAGCACUUCUACAGCAUCAAGAUGCAGGGCAAGGUGCCCAUGCACAAACUCUUCCUGGAGAUGCUGGAGGCCAAGGUCUGAUUGGCUGAUGGGUGGUCACGUGACCUCAUCAGAGCGCGAGACUCGGUCCGAGGACACACACACACACACGUCGCCCGAGACCCGAGGCGUUUUUAAAGACGUGGAGAAGAAAAAAAAAAGCGUAAAUAUAAGUGGAAAAAAAUAAUUUAAAAAAUCUAUAACAAAUACUAUGUACUUGUACAGUAAUGCUCUUUUUUUGUUCAUGAUCUGUGGUUAUAAGCGAUGAUGAAGUCAUUUUCAGAGUGAAUAGUCUCACGUAGGUGGUCAUUUUCAUUCUCGCUUGACCCUCGGACGCGUGUCGCGGACACAUGCGUCACGGCUCGGGCACGACGCUAGGACACCUCGAGGACUUGUAAAUAUUCAUGAGCCACGGGAUGUCUGGACUCGACUCGCUGGUUCCUCCCUAAAUGUGAACUUUGCUGACGCCCUUGAAAAUACCUCUCCUGAAUCCUGGCCGUCCGCGAGCGUUUUUGGACAUUUGUGGCGCGUUUAUCCAAACGUCACGUAGCCGGGAUCUCACUCAUCUUACUCUGUAGUAACUCAGCAAUAAAUGGAGAGGACGAGGAGGAGCGCCCA
Molecule: messenger RNA, 1930 nt
Organism: Rhinichthys klamathensis goyatoka
Lineage: Eukaryota; Metazoa; Chordata; Actinopteri; Cypriniformes; Leuciscidae
Gene: esrrb
Product: estrogen-related receptor beta
Exons: 6
Coding region: 41-1354 (437 amino acids)
Biological process (GO): regulation of DNA-templated transcription
Cellular component (GO): nucleus
Molecular function (GO): zinc ion binding; nuclear steroid receptor activity; DNA-binding transcription factor activity
Source: RefSeq, a predicted model, not a curated record